Molecule: messenger RNA, 1202 nt
Organism: Cyprinodon variegatus (sheepshead minnow)
Lineage: Eukaryota; Metazoa; Chordata; Actinopteri; Cyprinodontiformes; Cyprinodontidae
Gene: ptpmt1
Product: protein tyrosine phosphatase, mitochondrial 1
Exons: 4
Coding region: 135-683 (182 amino acids)
Biological process (GO): protein dephosphorylation
Molecular function (GO): phosphatidylglycerophosphatase activity; phosphatidylinositol-4,5-bisphosphate 5-phosphatase activity; protein tyrosine/serine/threonine phosphatase activity
Source: RefSeq, a predicted model, not a curated record
AAGUAAACAGAAGCACGCGCCCGGCUGGUUGUUCCGCCUAUAGUUUAGGCAGGCAGUCACAACCAGAGUUUAUUGGCUAGCAAUGCAGAGUUGACUGUGUUUGGAAGCUGUUUGGUAUUUUUCAGAGCUCCACCAUGUCCGGGGCGCUAGCCAGGCUGCUCUUCUAUCCGACUUUAGCUUACAAUGUUGUCAUGGAGAAGAUGUCCUCCAGGAGGUGGUUCGACCGAGUGGACGAGACGGUCAUCCUGGGAGCGCUGCCAUUCAAGUCCAUGACCAAACAGCUGGUGGAAACUGAGAAUGUUCGGGGAGUUGUAACCAUGAAUGAAAUGUAUGAAACCAAAUACUUUUGCAACUCUUCUGAGGAGUGGCGUGCUGCAGGUGUGGAGCAGCUUAGGCUGAGCACUGUGGACCUGACUGGAGUCCCCACUCUGGAGAACCUUCACCGGGGAGUGGAGUUUGCUCUGCAGCAUAGACAGCGAGGAACAAGUGUAUAUGUCCACUGCAAGGCGGGCCGUUGUCGCAGCGCCACACUGGUAGCUGCUUACCUGAUACGGCUGCACUGCUGGACUCCAGAAGAGGCAUGUCAGCGGCUGUCGUCCAUCAGGCCGCAUAUCUUGGUACGCUCAGCUCAGCUGGAGAUGCUUAGGAAGUAUUACCAAAAUGUUUGUGAGCUUUCCACCUGAGAGACUGGGUCAGCAGUGGGUUACGCCUCAACAUUCAAGCUGAAAACUGGACUGGAUAAAAAUGUUGAUUAUACUUGUUUGGUUUUAUUUUGUUAUGUUUUUUUUGUGUGUUUUUAAUGGAAGUAGCUUUUUUAAUUGGCUUGAACAAUGAUGUUUGUGACUUCUUCUAUGAUUCACUACUUGGUGUAAAUAAAUGUUUAAACUAAAUCUUUAUUGAGUCCAAAAAGAAAAUAAACAAGUAACUUGCUGCAUCAGAUACUUUGUACUCUUUGGAAAUUGUUUUUGUUUUAUAUUUGUAUAAAACUUCAAAAAUAGGACAGAUUAAGAUUAUUUCUGUCUAUCUCUUUGCUGUCACCACUGAUGCUGAUUAGGGAUUUUUUCUUUGGAGAACUUAUUGUCAUAUUGAUGAUUGCUAACGUUGUGUCUACUUUGUAAGUCACUUUGGAUUAAAGCGUCUGCUAAAUGCCUAAACAUAGUAAAUAUUUGUAAUAAAAGUGCUGACUGAUUUUGAGCUUUGUU